CAGAAACUGAAUCCGUUAUCUUCGAGUCAAUAUUUAGUGCCCAACUCUGUUACGCUUGUCCCCCUUACCAUUCUUCCCCUUCCUCUCUAUCUGCCUCGUGUGCAUUUUCUGCUCGAUUUUCGCUUGUUUCUCGCUGGAAACUCGACAUGAUGCACUACGAAUAUCACGGAAAACUGGGGCAGGGGACCUAUGCUACCGUCUUUAAGGGUCGCAAUCCUGUCACGAACACCUACGUUGCGCUAAAAGAGAUCAUUAUCGACAAAGAGGAGGGAACUCCAUCGACCGCGAUUCGCGAGAUUUCUCUCAUGAAAGAGCUUCGCCACCCUAACAUUGUCUCUCUGCUUGACGUGAUGCACACGGAAAAGAAGCUCACGCUCGUCUUCGAAUUUUGCGACAUGGACCUCAAGAGGUUCAUUGAUUCUCAUCGAACGCGUCUUCCUACCCACCCAUCGGGGAAAGUGGAAAGAACAAUGGUGAAUCCUGAUACGGUCAUGAGCUUUAUGUAUCAGCUCGUCAGGGGCGUUGGAUUCUGCCACGAGAAUAGGGUGCUUCAUCGAGAUUUGAAGCCUCAGAAUAUUCUGGUUAGCGGGUCGACAUUGAAGCUUGCAGACUUUGGACUUGCAAGGGCAUAUGGGGUCCCCGUAAACUCAUAUUCCAGCGAGGUCGUGACGCUCUGGUACCGACCGCUUGAUGUCCUGAUGGGUUCACUUAGCUACGGUCCCCCCAUUGAUGUUUGGUCCCUUGGCUGCAUCUUUGCGGAGAUCAUUUCGGGCGUCGCUUUAUUCCGCGGUCGCGAUAAUAACAAUCAAAUGGAAGUCAUCAUGAAGAUCAUGGGCACUCCAGAUGGAAAAACCCUUGCGAGCAUUCUAACGCAAUGCCCUGAAAUCAAACCGAAGCCGUUAACACACUACAAUAAAAUUCCGCUGCGCAGAGUGCUGCCGAUGGCAACUCCUCAAGCUAUCGAUCUUCUUGAGCGCAUGCUCCAAUACGACCCUUCCAAGCGAGUCACUUGCGAAGAAGCACUCAGGCACCCAUACUUUACGCCUCUUACGUCCAAUGCAUCACCAGAUGUCCAUAACCCGGCUCCCGAAACACCUGGUCCUCGCAAGCGGCGUAGCUUCGGGUUUCACCGACGCUGACUUCGCGAUUGAUCCACUGCCACCUGACACCAAUUCGUCAACCCAUGCGCAAGAUCCUCUUAAUAAACGCUGCAAGACAUACCCGACUGUAUUCCAUUCUCUACGAUAAAAAACCACUUUCAUUCGCUCAAAUUUCGAAAGGCGCAUUCUAUUCUCAAGCUCAUUCGACUUCCUGAUGCAUUCUCACUCUGAUCAGAUCCUCAUUAUCGAUUCUCACUUUACCCUCCUAUCUGCAUAUAUCCCUCGGUUCUCAUCCGAAAAAUACAAGUAUAAUUAAGAAUCGAACGGAAGGUCCAGAGACCUUCAUAGAUUCCAACGAACCCUUCUACUUUCACGCAGUAAUCCCUCGAAUUCACUUGACCAUCUGUGUUUUCUUGUCAAUGUUUGUGCUGUAUCCAUGCUUUGUUGUUAUCACAAUUCGUUACGAGCUUUUUCGUCUCCAG
Cantharellus anzutake is the source of this 1582-nucleotide messenger RNA. RefSeq names its product kinase-like domain-containing protein. Bases 147 to 1139 code for a protein of 330 amino acids. Gene Ontology annotation, biological process: protein phosphorylation. The transcript is spliced from 7 exons. The record is from RefSeq and is a predicted model, not a curated record. Lineage: Eukaryota; Fungi; Basidiomycota; Agaricomycetes; Cantharellales; Hydnaceae. Gene Ontology annotation, molecular function: cyclin-dependent protein serine/threonine kinase activity; ATP binding. Gene Ontology annotation, cellular component: nucleus; cytoplasm.